ACAAUAACAGAUGUCAUUUUUCAUUAAUAAUUUCUUUGUUGUCAUUCCUUCGAGUAUUUAAUUACAUAGAAAAUAUUAAACAAACAUGUUGAUGUAAAAAAUAACAAGUAUUAUAAAAUUAUCAAACCAAAAACCUUGCCGACCCUUAUUUCUUCAUUGCAGCAUAACUAUAACUAGUAAUUGAAAUUGAUUAGGUUUGUCGCUCCGCGAGCGGGGCAAAAUGUCGCCUCGAAAACAACCAAAUAGUUUAUUUAAAAUAUGCGUUAAAAGUUGCAUUACUCUGAUAAAUUCUGCUUGUUGUGUUAUUGAAAAAAGUUAUCCCGAAAAUAUGUUUCAUGAGUGUGAGAGGCAGGCGUUUCAAUUGAAGUGCCACUUGAUGUCAAUGCUGCCAGUCAGGUUAUUUGAUGUCCUCUGUUCCGAAAGAACAUGCUGUCAAUACCGCGGUGACCCCCGUGUCCAACUCCAUGUGCUCACACACCCCAACAUGACAGUCUUCCGCAAAUGCGACCUCGAUAAUGGAAUACCCCAAGGAUUUUGGAUCGAUACCCUCUCAAACUUCAACAGAUUAGCUGUACUUGAUCUGAAAUUCAUAUGCACAGAUGAAAUUCUUCAGGUCAUCGGCAUCAGUUGUCCAUUAUUGGAGGAAAUCAAUAUAGUUUCCAGGGUAGACAUUUGUAAAUCACUCUUCAAUGCUUCUGUAUUAAUAAGAAAUGUGUCAGAUACUGGUCUUUGUUCGAUUGCAAAUUUAAAACAUUUGCGAGUAUUAGCUAUGGAUCCGCCUAGGAAUGAGAGAGUAAUUCGCGUAGGUCGUUGUGUGUCACAAGCAGGUAUUAUUAUGUUAGUCAGUGAGCUUCCAUAUUUAGAAGAAUUACGAAUAGAGUCAUGCGACAUUGGUUCUACGUUGAUAGGUACAGCUAUGGAGAUAGGUCCUUUGAGUCUUAGAAAAAUUAAUUGUCAUUUUGCAUCUGCAGAUGGUAUACGUAAAUUAAUAAAGAUAUGUCCCUUCCUUAAAGAGUUAUCAGUUACUCAUGUCUUUGAACAUAAUAAGGAUGCUAUAUUAGAACAAAUUUCUAUGAGUGAUUUGAGAUUAAAUAGAUUAGAUUUGUCAUUCUUCUCUUAUACAGAUUCAAUGCAACAACUUUUAAGGCUAAAAGGCACAUAUUUGACUCACUUUUCUCUAUGGGAAAUUGAUAAUUCGUUAACAUUGGAUGCUAUUCUAUCUAUAGGUAGAUGUUGUCCGAAUCUCGACUCCCUGUGUUUAAUGACGCAAUCAAAGUGUUUAGUUAUCCCCAGAUAUUUUAGAAGACCCAAAAAAAUAUUCUCCGAACUAAGAAAUUUGACGAUAGGCAAUGAGAAUUUUAAUAUUGAUCACAUAUUGACUUUCUUCCUUGAGUGUACACAGAAUUUAGAAAAGUUAGUAUUGAAAUAUCAAACCAAUAUGAAUAUUGAUGAAACUUUAAUACAUUUACUGGAGAAAGGUGUUUUUAGAAACGUGCAUAGUUUAUGGUUGGAUUGUACUUUAGAAGUGUCUAAAGAUGUCGUGAAACGUGUAAUAAGUACAUGUGAAAAACUUCAAAUGUUUACUGUUGAUUUUACAGAAGAGAUUAAUGAUGUACACAAAUAUAUAAGUGAGAAUAAUUUGGAUUUGAAAUUGGGUAGUUACUAAUAG
This is a messenger RNA of Achroia grisella, 1669 nucleotides long. RefSeq lists its product as uncharacterized. The record is from RefSeq and is a predicted model, not a curated record. The transcript has 2 exons. Gene Ontology annotation, cellular component: SCF ubiquitin ligase complex. NCBI's taxonomy places the organism in Eukaryota, Metazoa, Arthropoda, Insecta, Lepidoptera, Pyralidae. Bases 221 to 1666 code for a protein of 481 amino acids. Gene Ontology annotation, biological process: SCF-dependent proteasomal ubiquitin-dependent protein catabolic process.